CAUGAACAUUGAACCGUGGCAAAAACCCGUGAUAGUCGACAAUUUUUCCAUCACAUUCGAAGCAUUAAAAGCAAAAGAGGUUUAGAAAUUGGGGUUUUAGGAAUUAGAGGAAAACAAAUUAAAAAGAAAAGAAGGGUAAUGUUAUGGAUGCUAUUUUCACCAUAAUUUCCAUUUAAAAUUGAAGAAUAAGAAGAAGAAAUAGUUAAGAGAGAAAAUUAGCAAUGGUUUCUGUAUCAACAUGGUGUCGUUACAUCGGACACAAGCUUGAAUACUCCAUGGCUGUCAGCUGGAAGCAUUAUAAAGGGGGUCAGAUAUCUGAAGGUCAAGUGGGAGACACAAUAUGGAAAAAUCUACUUCAGGGCAAGUUAACCUUUUUACAUUGGAAUAAAGGAGAGGAGAUGGCUCCCACAAUAGGGUCUCAAGGUGGGACUCUCUUAGUUAGAAAAAUACCAGUUCCAGGUCCAAGUCGUAUCUUCAUUGGAGAUGUAGUGGUCCUGAAAGACCCUGAAAACACAGACAAUUAUCUAGUGAGAAGACUUGCUGCAACUGAAGGUUUUGAAAUGGUCUCGAAGGACGAAAAAGAGGAGCCUUUUAUUCUUGACAAGGAUGAGUGCUGGGUGCUUGCUGACAAUGAAGCUUUGAAGCCAAAGCAGGAAGCAAAGGACAGUCGAACUUUUGGUCCAGUUCUUAUGUCAGACAUUAUUGGUAGAGUUAUUUAUUGUUUGCGCAAUGCUGUUGAUCAUGGUCCUGUGCAGAAUAGUCACUUCAGCAACAAGAAGGAUUCUCCGGUGUUAGAAGUUGAGCUCGAUGUUGAUGAGAUGGCAAAGAAUCACAAAACUUAAUUCGAAUCACCAGUCCAUUCUCUGGAGCUCAUAUGUGGGCAAUGUUAUGCUUUCUUAAGCACUGUGUCAUUGGUUAAUCACCCCCUGACCACGCGCAUUUGCAUAUCCCCGAAAGUUAGAGCCUCACUGAAUUUGUUUGUAUGUGCCCUUUUCGAUCAUUUUUUUUUAUGGUGGAAAAGAUUCAUUUUGUCGAAAUUUUAGUAAAAGAGAGAAAAGAAAACUAAAUAAUAAAGAGAUGAUUCUGUUGAA
Molecule: messenger RNA, 1091 nt
Organism: Beta vulgaris subsp. vulgaris (sugar beet)
Lineage: Eukaryota; Viridiplantae; Streptophyta; Magnoliopsida; Caryophyllales; Amaranthaceae
Product: mitochondrial inner membrane protease subunit 2
Exons: 5
Coding region: 222-842 (206 amino acids)
Molecular function (GO): serine-type endopeptidase activity
Source: RefSeq, a predicted model, not a curated record